GACAUGGGGAGUGGCUCUCCUGCUCUGUAGCAUGCUGGCUUUCACAUACACACCCACCCACCCCUUGCCAACCCACCACCAAAAACAGACACACUCACAACCAUACCUAACACACUCUCCCGUGCAGUGUGGUCGUACCAGAAAAACUGAACUCAGACAAAAUAUGGAUGCAGUGAAAACAGAAGAAUGAAGAUAAGAGCAGAAGAGGGUUGAGAGGAAGAAGAGAUAAUAGUAGAAGAAGAGGAAGAAAGACUAUGACGGGAGCAGAGACCAGAGGGAACGGAUAAAAAGGAGAGCUGUGGAGAGAGGGAUCCUGUACUAACACGGCACAGGACAGUAUAGAAGUGUGACUGUCGUGGUGCAGAAUGGGCAAUUCUUCAUCCCCAGGCCGGGAUAGAAGAAAGGGUCACAAGAUCUCCGCUGGGGAUGCCGAGUUCCCGCGGGAGUACCACACCCUGGGCCACGGUGGCACGCGUCGUUUCCCUGACAACAACAACGGGGGGCAGGCGCCCACCUCGGGGGAGCGCCAACGCCACAACGACAUCGCUGCCAAGAGCCUGGAGGCCCUUACGAACCUUCACAAGGCUGACAUAGAGCGCCAGCGCGAAGCCUUCAUGGACCUCCAGAAGAAUCAGAAGUACCCGGCCAGCCCCUGUAUGUCUCAGGGCCAGGGCUCACCUAACUGUGGCCGCCAACAGCAGCAACAGCCAAACUACUGGAGCUUCAAGGCCCGUACCCCCCGUGUGAUCCGGCCCAACCCCAACCAGCCGGCUCUAGCCGACCAGGCCAGCAGAGUAUCCUUUGCCUCGGCUGAGAGUCUGGAAACCAUGUCUGAGGCUGAAGUUCCCCUCGGGUUCAACCGCAUGAACCGUCUCCGCCAGAGCCUGCCCCUGGCGCGCUCAUCCAGCCAGGCCAAGCUCCGCGCGCCAGGCAUUCUCUUCCUCCAGCUGGGGGAGGAGAUGAGGAGGGUGCACCUGACCCAUGAGCUGACCAGCCUGGAGACCCUGAGGGCCCUCAUCGUCCACAUGUUCCCCCAGAGGCUCACCAUGGCAAUGCUCAGGUGCCCCAGCACGGCCCUGCUCAUCAAGGAUGAGGCCCGUAACGUCUUCUAUGAGCUGGAGGACCCACGAGACGUCCAGGACCGCUGUGUCAUCAAGAUCUACUGCAAGGAGACUGUCUACGGCACCUACCCCAGUCACCACAACCCACACCUGGCCAACGGAGACCUCCGGAGGGAUAUGGUGUACACGCCCCAGCAGGAUUCCCCGCCCAACCGUCGCCUCAGCAACACCCCUGCCUCCUCCGCCUCUGCCCCCUCCGGCUCGCCGUCCCGCAUCCGUCUCCUCUACAGUGGGGGCCGCCCAUCUUCUUACGCUGGGCAACCUCACCCCCAGCAUCAUCCCCAAACCCACUCCCUCCCCCACCCCCACCACUCCUCGCCAGGUGGCCAGAGUGCGGCCCACCACCAGCAUCACCCCCAGCAGCUCCACCACCAGCCCCAGCUACAGCACCACGCCCAGGCAGGUUUCUCCCCUAGUGCCAUCCUGGAGCGUAGGGAUGUUAAGCCCGAUGAGGAGGUCCAUGGCACUGGCUCCAGGAGCAUGGUGCUCCUGCGGGGCGAUGCAGGGGGGAUCUAUGCCGACCCCUAUUCCCUGGGCCAGGAAGGAGGCCGCCUCAGCCUGGCGGGCCCCCACUCAUCUCUACCCCCGAGAGGGGACGCCUACGGCUCUCUCUACCGGCGUGGAGGAGGCGGAGGGGGCGGAGGAGGGUUGGGACCCGGAUCCAUGCGCUCCCUCACUUCCUACUCGGCGGCGGCGCUGCAAGGAGAGCUGAUGGACAGUGGCGUCCUCUACAGGCCUGGAGGCCCACUGUAUAAUGAUGCAGCCUACGCCGCGUCCAUGUUGGCCAUGGGCUUCCGGGUGCCACCCCCCUCGUCUCCGCAGAAAAUCCCCGACAUGAGGGACUCGUAUUCAGGCACCAUGCCCGGCCGGGGCUCCCCUGGGAGGCAGACCCUGCGGAGGGACUCAGUAUCCUCCUCCAUGUUCGGGGAGAGUCCCAAAGCUAGGGGUCAGGGGUCAGGGUUGGGGUCUGAUCAGCUGUGCUUAAUGGCUGGACCUGGAGGGGAGGGCGGUGGUUUCAGUUCAGCACCAGGUUUCAGUUCACCUCUACCAGGCAAUGAGACAGAGACCAGGGGGCGCAUGGAGGCCAUGGAGAAACAGAUAGCCAGUCUGACUGGUCUACUGCAGACUGUUCUGACCAGGGGACCAGAGGCCGAGAGCCCGGACAAGAUUGAGACGGCCAAUUACUGCUCUGAGACAGACACUGGACGGUUAAAAAACAAGAAAGCCCUGACACCGUCGGCUCCGUUGGCCCUGAUGCCGCCACCACUCGUCGGGUCCUCCCAGCCACUGACGGUGUCGCGGCUGCAGAUGCAGAUCCACCUGCAUGGCCUGCAGCAGAACACCAGCGAGCUGCGCAAACAACUGUCCCAGCUGCGCAACAUCCAGUUGGAGAACCAGGACUCAGUACAGUCCCUGCUGAGGCAGACCGAGUCGGAGCUGAGCCUUAUGAUGCUGGAUGCCAUGCGGACCCAGGAGGACCCUUUGCAGAGGCAGCGCCUCCUAGUGGAGGAGGAGAGACUCAAGUACCUCAACCAGGAAGAGCUGCUCAUCCAGCAACUGCAUGAUCUGGAGAAGUCAGUGGAGGAACUGCAGAGGAACUCGUCAGUCAACCACAGCCUGGUGACUGAGCAGGAAGUGGAGCAGAAGAGUAUGGAGCUAAGGUCUUUGGGAGAGACCCUCACAGAGCUCAAGAACCAGUUCCCCAGUCUGCAGAGUAAGAUGCGCGUGGUGUUGAGGGUGGAAGUGGAGGCUGUGAAGUUCCUGAAGGAGGAGCCACACAGACUGGACUCACUGCUGAAACGCUGUAACACCAUGACCGACACACUGACCACACUACGCAGGAAAGUGACCGAGGGCCUGUGGAAAGGCCAGAAUGACAUCUCCAGCCAGUCAGCCAAGCGAACUGAGCACACAGGAAAGAGCUUGGACCUCGACAUACUGACCAGUCCACCGCUCAGCCUCAAUGACCUGGGUGGUAGUGCAAGCCUUGCCAACUGGAUGCCCGUAUCAGGCAGUGACCCAGAUGCUUCUGGAACUGAGCAGGACCCCCACCCUACGGCCAGCUACAGAAGCCGGGUCCUGGACGAGCUGCCAAGCCGCCGCGGUGUUGGCAAAUCAGUGUCUGCGGAGGUCAGACUGGCUGCAGAGCGGGACUGGGAGGAGAAGCGAGCAAGUCUGACCCAGUUUAGUGCCCAGGACAUCAACCGUCUGCUGGAGGAGACCCAGGCUGAGCUGAUGAAGGCCAUCCCAGACCUAGACUUUGCUGCCAGGCAGAUUAACAAGCCUGCUGUACCCCCCAAACCCCACCCCAAACCUCAGUUUACCACCCCCAUCACUACCACCACCACCACCUCCACCACCACUAGCACAACCACCACUACCAGUACUGAGCACCAGCCCAACAUGGUGCAGGUCACUGCCCAGAAGCUGGAGGGGGGCUCACGUUGCGGAUCUGCAGAGCUGACCGUUACCAGGUAUCGCACUGAGAAACCCUCUAAGUCUCCGCCUCCACCCCCUCCUCGCCGCAGCUUCCCAUCAGCCCAUGGGCUCACCACCAAUAGCACCGGAGAAGUGAUCGUCACCACCAAGAAGAAGGUGGAGCCAGAAGACGGAGAGGCUCCGAAGACUCUGGUCAAGCUGAGAAGGACACCGUCUGACACCCCCCGCCCCACCUCCACUCCCCCCGUCAUCGCCGCCUCGGCGAUUAAAGACGAGGACGACGAAAAGAGGAUCAUUGCUGAACUAGAGAAUGCAAGCAACUCACCAGGGGGAUCCAAGGGAGCCCAGUCAACUGUAGCGGCUAGACUGAAGAGCCUUCAGCAAGGCAGCCUCGAGAGGCCCAAGACCAGGAAGCAGAGAGAGGACUUCCCCAAGAUCCAGGGCCAGCAGCAGGUAUUCCACUUCUAGAAUGCCCCUCAGAGGAGUAAGCCCUCUUCAGAACAGCUCUGGUGGCCUUUGACAUUGACAACUGCCCCAUCUCACAGCUGUCUGGGCAACUACUGGGAUACAAUAUGUUAUCCGUGGGAAAUGUAAGGUGAAGAGAUAAGGGUCGGGCUCAUCGGAAAUCACCAAUGUUGGUUGUUAUAUUAUUUGACUUUGAGCUGUGGUUGGAUCCAAAAUGGAUUGUGUACUGAGCGUGCUCUAUCCCAUUGGCUGGUAUUGAUGUUUUUGAGGAGGGUAAGGUCAUGGAGGUAUUGUGCACUUAACAAGCUAAGUGGCACCUAAACUGCACUUCUCGAUUAUGCCAUGGAAUAGUUGAACAUCUCAAUGCCAAACCCCUGACAUUUCACCAAGUAGAUGAUGGUCCUACAGUACCACGGUUGUCUGACUCCGCUUUCUUUAUUUGAAUCGCUGAAUCAUUCUGUCUCCAGCUGAGUCAUUUAAACCGCAGUCCAAAAGUGAGAGGGUCAGGAGAUGGAAAAGUAAUACUUCUCUGAAUAUUUGCCCUUUUUUUCCUCAUCGGAGAUGAGAAUAUGGAAAAAGUAGGAACGACAAAGACAGACGGACAGAAAUAACGAAAGGCAGAACAAAAAAGCAAAGUGCAUCACACCUCCAAUGUUUCUCUGGAGCAAAUACAGUACCAGUCAAAGGUUUGGACACACUUGCAGUACUCAUUCCAGGGUUUUUCUUUAUUUUUACUAUUUUCUACAUUGUUGAAUAAUAGUGAAUAAAUCAAAACUAUGAAAUUUCACAUGGACUCAUGUAGACACUUUAAAAGUGUAAAUAAAUAUUUUAUAUUUUAUAUUUGAGAUUCUUCAAAGUAGCCACCCUUUGCCUUGAUGACAGCUUUGCGCACUCUUGGCAUUCUCUCAACCAGCUUUAUGAGGUUGUCACCUGGAAUGCAUUUCAAUGAACAGGUGUGCCUUGUUAAAAGUGAAUUUGUGGAAUUUCUUUCCUUCUUAAUGCAUUUGAGCCAAUCAGUUGUGUUGUGACAUGGUAGGGGUGGUAUACAGAAGAUAUCCCUAUUUGGUAAAAGACCAAGUCCAUAUUAUGGCAAAAACAGCUCAAAUAAGCAAAGAGAAACGACAGUCCACCAUUACUUUAAGACAUGAAGGUCAGUCAAUGCGGAACAUUUCAAGAACUUUGAAAGUUUCUUCAAGUGCAGUCGCAAAAACAAUCAAGAGCUAUGAUGAGACUAGCUCUCACGAGGACCGCCACAGGAAAGGAAGACCCAGAGUUACCUCUGCUGCAGAGGAUACGUUCAAUAGAGUUACCAGCCUCAGAAAUUGUAGCCCAAAUAAAUGCUUCACAGAGUUCAAGCAACAGACACAUCUCAACAUCAACUAUUCAGAGGAGACUGCGUGAAUCAGGCCUUCAUGGUCAAAUUGCUGCAAAGAAACCACUACUAAAUGACACCAAUAAGAAGAAGAUACUUGCUUGGGCCAAGAAACACGAGCAAUGGACAUUAGACUGGUGGAAAUCCUUUAGGUCUGAUUAGUAGGUGAACGGAUGAUUUCUACAUGAUCUCCACAUGUUUGGUUCCCACCGUGAAGCAUGAAGGAGGAGGUGUGAUGGUGAUUUACUUAGGAUUCAACGCACACUUACCCAGCAUGGCUACCACAGCAUUCUGCAGCGAUACGCCAUCCCAUCUGGUUUGCGCUUAGCGGGACUAUCAUUUGUUUUUCAACAGGACAAGGACCCAACACACCUCCAGGCUGUGUAAGAGCUAUUUGACCAAGAAGGAGAGUGAUGGAGUGCUGCAUCAGAUGACCUGGCCUCCACAAUCACCCGACCUCAACCCAAUUGAGAUGGUUUGGGAUGAGUUAGACCGCAGAGUGAAGGUAAAGCAGCCAACAAGUGCUCAGCAUAUGUGGGAACUCCUUCAAGACUGUUGGAAAAGCAUUCCAGGUGAAUCUGGUUGAGAGAAUGUCAAGAUUGUGCAAAGCUGUCAUCAAGGCAAAGGGUGGCUACUUUGAAGAAUUUGUUUAAAACUUUUUUGGUUACCACAUGAUUCCAUAUGUGUUUUUUCAUAGGUCUGAUGUCUUCACUUUUAUUCUACAAUGUAGAAAAUAGUAAAAUUAAAGAAAAACCCUUGAAUGAGAAGGUGUGUCCAAACUUCGGACUCUGACUGAAGCCCUCCUCCCUCCUCUCUGAAGCAGCAGUCUUACAUGGUUCAGCAGGCACUCCAACCCAGUAGGCUGAUCUGUCCCACCUGAUCUGUCCCACCUCAGCCCAAACUGUCCCUCACAAAGGACCUUCUGGCAGCUCUCAAAGUCAGGUAGAGAUAACAUAGAAAGCCACUCCGUUCCAGCUAGCACCUGUCCUGAGCCAGUCAACCCAAUCCUCUCAUUACCCUAACGGGGAUAAUCCACACUCCAUUAGCUAACUAAGAUAGAGGUCACUUCAUUUGAACUCUAAGAAACAGGCCCCAUGUGGUGCUCUUUAGGCUUAGGGGGUCUAUUCCCAGGCUAUUAGAGUUCAAAAGACUACCCGUUGGACUGAAAAACAGCCCCAAAAUGUUGCCAUGGUUCAACUCGCUUCGGAUGGCUGGAUUGAUGCACUUCUACAUUCAUCUUGAUCAGAUCUGAAAGGUUUUUACCUUGUGUGGGGCAAAUUAAUCUCAUCCACCACCAAAGCUGUAACCACAUCCAUUUUAGUGAAGCACAAGGUUUGCACCAGAACAAAAACCAUACUUCACUCUUUGGGGUGAAAGGAGUCAGAAACCACUUGGAAUCCGUGUAAAAAACAUUCAAGUAUCAUACAAGUGCAGAAGAUGACCUCCCAGAGAGGUCAGUGCGCUUCACAACAAUGCCCAUUAGUGAAUACAGUAGUUAGCACAUGGCUAACAUGUUAACCUUUAUUUGACACUAGAGGAAUACACACCAAGCAUUAGUAUUCAUGUCUAUUCCCAACCUGGUCUCAGAGCAUUUCGUAUUAUUCUGUACAUAAAUCCGAGAACUGCAUUUAUUAUGAUAUGUUACGAUUUCGUAUGGUAAAUCAAAUCAAAUCAAAUUGGUCUCAUACACAUUUUUUAGCAGAUGUUAUUGUGGGUGUAGCAAAAUGCUUAUUUUCCUAGCUCCAACAGUGCAGUAAUAUCUAACAAUACAUGCAAAUCUAAAAAGUAAAAAGUUGGCAUGUAAUUAUUUGUGGAUGUCCUUCAACCAUUUCGUAUGAUAUUUUACGAAAUUGCUAAAUGUACAAUAUGUUACGAAUUUGCAAAAUGUAGGAUAUGUUACGGAUUACAAUUUGUUGUUGCUAAUGUUAGCUAGGUGGCUAACAUGAACGUUAGUUAGCUGGCAAACGUUAGCUAGGGUUAAAAGUUAAGGUGAGGUGUUAGGUUAAAGGGUUAAGGUUAGGGUUAGCUAACAUGGUAAGUUGUUGCAAAGCUGCUAAUUAGUUAAAAUGCUAAAGUGGUCCGUGAUGAGAUUCAAACACACAACCUUUGGGUUGCCAGACAUUCGCGUUAAACCAACCACCCUCCUUUUGUUUUGGCCUUAAAUGUAACCUUCUGUCUUAUGUAACCAUACCAAACGUAACAUAUCAUACUCAUUUAAUGGUCCCGAUUUUAUAUUUACUAUGUUAAAUCUAGCCUAUGAGACCAGGCUGCUAUUUAUGCUGUUUGCUGGAAACCACUCAAUUGUGUGGGAUUGCGUAUGCCUCCAAGUGUACCUUCAUUCCCUAUCCCCAUGUUGUCAUGAUGUCAAAUAUGCCCCCUGAGUCUGCGGAUGCUGUUUAUUCGGGUCAUUACACUGUGCAGAUUUUUUUUGUGUGCAGAUUACGCUCAUUGCAAAAGUGAGUCCUCUUCUGGUGCAGAUUAUGUAUUUUAUUAAAUGUCCGACCUGAUGUUUGUAGCAUACAGUAAAUACAGUCAUAUAUAUCUAGGCAAUUGGGUCAGUAAAAUGUAGUAAACUGUCUGUGACCAAACAAACAAAAGACCUGUUCAACUUAAACUAUAUGUUUAACAUAUGCAAAUAAUAUGAAUUAAUAUACUGUAUGUUGGAGUCAGUUGAAUAUAUUGGACACACAUGCAUCUGUGUGACCUGUAUGUGCAGUGUGGGUAAAUUAAAACCCCCAUGGGUAGGCUAUUUUGUGUACUGUAAUGCAUAAUGUUAGGUUCAUUCUUUCAACAAUACAGGACUGCUUCAGACAUGAACCAAUGAGGUCAUUUUUGAACCAAUAGGAUUUAACCAAGACCCCCCUCCCCCUUUAUUUUAUCCUGAGGGGAAAAUGUGCACGAGCUGAAAAAUUGUUAACGUCAACAAAAGUGAAGUUUGUGUGUGCACAACAUGCGAAUGCCUUGGGUUAUCUGAUUUUAAAAAGGCUUAGUUGGUAUUCUGCUAUUUGAUAUCUUAGGACAUUGUGUGGACAUUGUCUCAACACAGUGCUAUAGCUACAUUCACUGUUCCAAUACCUGUCCUGAAGGAAUGCCAAAAGGCGAUGACCAGGUGCUGUCCUUUAUAUCGCUCCUGAAUAGGUGGACUUUUUGUUUGGCACCUGAAUGGAUGAUUUUGGCAUGAAUCCUUUUUUAAUGAUCCAAUAUGAAUGCGAUUUAUCUGGGGAAUGGAGGAUCUCGUGGAUGGCAGAAAGUGGGAGGAUCCCUCAAUCUUCUGCGGGGGGGGAUGGUGCACCUGUCUGUUCAUGUCUUUGUAAAGGAUAUUUUGUGAUACAGGCUCCAAGAGCUACAGAUAUACCGACGUGUAGUACGUCUUACCUGGGUCGUACUAUAGCAUACGAAUUGUACGACCGGGUUAGGUGAAAAGGGUUAAGGUUAGAAUUGGGGUUAGAGGAAGCUCAAAUGCUACAGUUGUCCCCGGUGCAACUCGAACACACAACCUUUGGAUUGCUAGACUGUCACGGAAUACGCCCACCCAUCCUACCCGACCAACCUCCCUACUUCCGUUUCUGUCUAAAGCAACUAGACCAUUAGUACAGAUCGUAUGUCUUGACAGGUGCUCGGAAAUGUGUAUAGCAUAUUCAAAUCAAAUCAAAUGUUAUCGGUCGCAUACACAUAUUUAGCAGAAGUUAUUGUGGGAGACUCUGCGGCUCUGAGACCAGGCUGCACUGUUUGCCCCUAGUGCUCCUUCCACAAUUACAAAUUGCUCCUUCCUCUCCCCACGUUGAAGGUCCUGAAUGUACAUAUCUAUAACCUCCAUGCCCCAUGUAGACCAAAGCUAGUGUCGGCUUCUACUGCUCUUCAUCCCGCCCAGUCUAUCUCACUUUGAGCAGUGGGCCUCCCAAGGACACACCCCAGCCCCAUCUAUCAUGAGGAGAAUAGAGCCAGAAUAUAGAUGACAUUGAUCUAAAUCUACAUCAGUGCAACCAGCUCUCUUGGCAUCCUUAAAGGCACGCCUCUCCUCUCUUCUACCUCCCUUUGUCUAUGCUCUUGGCUUAAUGGGAAGUCUGCGUCGUUAAUCGUAGGCUUUUGUCUUGUUUCUCCCCUUAACCCUUUUGCCCCGUUGAACGGUUGGAUUUGUAAACCAAUGUGGCAGCGGUGUGGGGGCCCUUAGACAUCUAAUCGUAGGAGGAAAUCUCUUGUUCGCUAAAGGCCAAGGCAAUUCAUUAGCAUUGGCAUCCAAUUGAGCUUGAUGUUGUGUCCAAAUGUGUCAGCGAGAGAGGCUCAGCGCUGGCUUUUCUCUCCUUGGGUUUGUUUGUUUGGGUCUCCAAGGCUCUUAUGGAGAAGCCCCUGUAGGAGCAAAGGGACGGUGGGAUAAUUCAUUUCCAUUCAUUUGGACAAAGAAAGCAUCUUAACUGUUUCAGACAUGACCAAUUCAUUGAAAAUGUGUGUUGUUUCAGGGGUGAGGAUUGUUUGGGUUGAUCCCAACAGCCAAUAGUAGCUUUGGGUUUUAGCCCUGUACGUGUCCAAACGAGCCAGCAGCCGAGGGCAAAAGUGCAAACAAAAACAUAAUUGACCAAUCACAGAGCAAGAAAGUAUGCCUCGGGUUAACCAGGGUAAAAGGAGAGUUCGGCCUUCACUUAUAAAGAUCAUGUAACUUGAGGACACCUAUUAUCCUGUACUCUAGAGUAUAGCUCCUCCAUUACCUACUCCUCUUCCUAUCCUUCUCUUCCUCUCUCCUUCUGCAGUCCGUAUUUCUUCUCCUCCUCUCGCUUCACCCCUCCCUUUCCUCUCCUCUCCCAACUCCCCUUCCUCUCCUAUCCACUGUGGAGAAGCUGCAUCGGGCCAGGUAGCCCGUCCUCAAGUCCUGACAGCAGUGCAGUACUGAUCACAGCAUCACUUCCUCAGUUUUGCCCAUGCUCUGCUUAGCGACAGCCACAUGGCUCAGAUCUUGACAGGAGCUGUCGGGCUGAUACACCAAACACAGCAUCCCCCCGUGGCCAGUCAGGGGAAAUGCACUGCACUGGCUGAAGCAUACAGUAGCACCCCAUGUGACCACAUAGAUGCAAGAUAGCCAAUGACCAAGUCAGUAGCUUGACCCUGGUCUGUCUCUAUCUGGAAGGAGUCACCAAAGAACAGGGAAAACAAAUGUGAUCUUAAAACACUAUUAAAACCCUUAACAAAAGAUGAGAAUGCAACAGAAAAAGCUGCAGACUGCAGACUUUUCCCAGACACCCUAUUGCAGUAGGUUAGGAUAGGAGUUAGAUAGAGAUCAUGUGAGCAAUGUGCUCUCUUCUUCCAUGUCUGAGGGCAACUGCUGUAUAUCCUCUGCUAUCAUGGUCAGUAUGAGUACUGGGAUAAACACUGAAGGUAAAAUGGUGGACAGCAAGAUUCAGCACAGGAUCCCACUUCUGACACCAAAUGUUGCAAAUUGAACACGUAACGAUCCUAAAAUCCCACAGUAAACACGGGUCCUCUAUCCAUAAUGUGAAAGGUUCUGGACUCAUUAGCACCGUUUUAUACACUAGCCACCAUUGUCACAGCAAUAUGAAGAUUUCCAUCCCAAGAUUUUAUACGUGACAACAUUUAAACAGUUUUUUUUUUACCACUCCACUAAAUGCAAGUCAGAUAAUCCCACAGAAGGGUUAUGUGCUGUCUGAAACUGCUGGAGGAAAGUGCAAUAAUAUUGCCAUGGAAGCUCUCCGUGCACAAAUAUAUACCACUGGCACAAAAAAUAUACAUAAUUGGAGACAGAACAUCCCCUUGGUAAAUCCUAGACAUUAAUAUAAUGUAUUAUUCAUCUUUAAAUAUAGAAAUAUGAGCUAAUAUGAAAAUAAAGACCAUGCAAUUAACCUCAGAAUAAUCUAAAUCAUAGAGAUAUACUGUAUUGUGAGAAAAUAGUAUACUACCCAAUAGGUAUUAGGUAUUGUUUGCAGUGAUUAUAUCAUGUACAUAAUUCAUUCUUCAUCUAUGUUUUUAUAUUAUCAAGACUGUAUUUUUAUACUUGAAAAGAGGAUUCAUAACCACAUUUUAGACAUGUAUUCUGUAAAUGAAUUUGUUGUGUGUUUUGUUUUCUAUUGCCAUCAUUUUGGUUCCUUACUACUUAGACCAUUCAGCAAAUUGUUAGUAUCAUUUCUUGUCAAUAGACUAAUAUGGUUCAUGGCAGGAUACAAAGAACACAUGCGGUGACAUUUGUGAAAAUUCUGAAACCUUUGGGAGGCUUGUUUGGGAAACAAUAGAAAUCAAUGACGGAGGGUUGUGAACUACUUAAUAAAGUAGCACUACACUCAGCUUGCACGGAUAGAGGGAACGAAAGAAAUAGAGAGACCCAGAGCACAUUUCCUCAUCCCUCUUUACAAGUAAUCACUGGUGACUACCCACAUCUGUCUUCCUCUAUCCUAAUCAAAAGUAAACAAUAUCGUAUGUACAAUAUGGCUUCUCGAUGAAUGUGCGGUUGUUUAAAGUAGUCUGUGGGUGUUAUAAAUCAUGUAAAUAGACCGAGAAGAUGUUACUUAUAAUGGAUUUUUAUGUGAAUUUCUUUUUGUUGUUGUUCGAGAGAAACGUAAUCCAAAACAGCAUGCACAUACUGUACAUUCCCGGAAUUUGCACGCUGGGUCAACAAAAGGUUGUUACUUCUGUCAAUACCUCUCCUCUGUGUAUAACUGUAAGUGUAUAUUAGAUGAAACAUUGUACAGGAUAAUAGAUUUUGUAUCAUGUGCAACAGGGUCAGUCAAAACAAAUGUCACUGUCAACGUUGAUGUUAAGAAAAAGAUAUGAAAACAUCGUAGAGCAACUUCCGUUAUUCCGAGAGUGAUUCUUGCUGUGCGUGUGAGAUAAGUGUUGUUGAUGAGUACUGAAGAAGAAUGACACAGCAAUACGCUACGCUAAAGACCAACUAACAGUGCAAAUGCUACGCCAAUUCUACAUACUGAAAGAACUGUUGCCGCUUUGUGUGAGAAGAUCAACUAUGGUACUUAACAACGACUGCUGCUUUUGUACCUCUCUGUUGUGUUUUUGUGACAAUAAAAGUGAACCUCUUAUACAAGAAA
This is a messenger RNA of Salvelinus fontinalis (brook trout), 12443 nucleotides long. Its product is annotated as SRC kinase signaling inhibitor 1-like. Bases 366 to 4028 code for a protein of 1220 amino acids. Lineage: Eukaryota; Metazoa; Chordata; Actinopteri; Salmoniformes; Salmonidae. The transcript is spliced from 19 exons. Gene Ontology annotation, cellular component: postsynaptic density; cytoplasm; actin cytoskeleton. Gene Ontology annotation, biological process: regulation of dendritic spine morphogenesis. The record is from RefSeq and is a predicted model, not a curated record.